Ooceraea biroi (clonal raider ant) is the source of this 2308-nucleotide messenger RNA. It is a transcript of the gene APC7, whose product is annotated as anaphase-promoting complex subunit 7. Gene Ontology annotation, molecular function: protein binding. Gene Ontology annotation, biological process: positive regulation of mitotic metaphase/anaphase transition; protein ubiquitination; cell division. The record is from RefSeq and is a predicted model, not a curated record. Gene Ontology annotation, cellular component: anaphase-promoting complex. NCBI's taxonomy places the organism in Eukaryota, Metazoa, Arthropoda, Insecta, Hymenoptera, Formicidae.
UUAUAUUUACUGCAUGGUGUUCCAUUUAAAAUAAUACUUUUCAGUGAAUACUUUCGAGAGAUGCAGUCGUUAGUGUUCGCGUCGCCUGUGCUUGUGUAAGAAAAUGUUAGAAAAUGAGAAAAAUGUUUUAAUGAAAAAUUUAGAAGUGAUAAAAUUCGUAAAACUCUUAAGCUUUUACAGCCUGAGAUUUUGAGAGAUCUGAAGAUCUGAUUGAGGAAUCUUGAGAAACUGAAUUUUUGUUUAGAUAUUAUUAUCGCAGAGUUAAAAACUCGUUAGUGCUCUGAAGUCUGUGAAUAUUAAUCAUGUCAGGGUUGUUCGAGCAAAUCAAGCAGCUCUACGAUCAGGCGCUCUACUCCAAUGUGAUUUCUCUGACGAAUCUAGUACUUUCCCUCAGCGAGCAUAAUGCUGACAUGCUACCUGGCUAUAGCAAAUUUCAUGUAUAUGUUUAUUACGCGGAUGCUCACUUUCAUUUGGGCAAAUAUCGCAGGGCAGAGACCCUCUACAAGAAGGCUCUACAGUUCCGCAAGUGCCUACUCAAGUCUAAAGGCACGGGAAAGCCACUGUUGGAUGGGCAAAAGGAUCUACCAUCGGAUGUUAAUAUCAAAUAUCAGAUCCACUUGUGCCUGGUGAAAUCCAAGAAUCCACAGGAGGCAUUACAAGUCUUACAGAGUAUUCCUGGUAAGCAGCGUACUGCCAAGGUGAAUAUGGCACUGGCUAAGAUGUUCCAGGAGCAAGGAAUGGAGAGGUCUGCCAUCACCACGUACAAGGAAGUCCUUCGAGAGUGCCCACUGGCAUUGGAAGCGGCUGAAGGUCUCCUGUCUUUAGGAGUAAAGGGCGUCGAGGUGAACUCUCUGAUCGUCAGCUCAGUCUCUGGCUCGCUGAACUUGGAAUGGCUCAACACGUGGAUCAAAGCUCAUGCUCAUAUUCACAAUAGGGAGUACACUCAUGCUGUGACCUCGCUGCGCACGUUGGACAAUGUCGUCUUGCUGAGGGAUAAUUUCAAUCUGUUGACUAUCAUGGGCGAAUGCUACUAUUAUGCUGGCGAUGACAAGAACGCCCUGAUGUGUCUCAGGCGAGCCCGAGUUAUUGAACCAGAUAUAACAAAGGGAGUGGAUGUUUACGCUGCAGUCCUGUACAAGUUGCAUCACAUCAAGGAGUUGGAGCGACUAGUACCGGCAAUCACCACGAACAACGAAUGUACCGGCGAGAUUUACGUGGCGAUGGCGUACUCGUUAUAUGCUGCCCGAAAGUUUAGUAGAGCGAAUAGCCUGACUGCCCAGGCGUUGAAUCUGAAUCCCAAUGACAUAGAAGCCACCAUAUUGCGCGGCAACAUACUCAUCGAGCAGAAGAAGUACCAGGAUGCGUUGUUCUUCUUCAGGCAUGCGGUACAGUUGAAACCCUACAGAUACGAGCCGCAUAAAGGCUUGGUAGACUGUCUCGUUGGAAUGCACAGGUUGCGAGAGGCUUUGAAUAUUGCCAGCAGUUCCUGUAAACAACUUGGGCACACCGCCAGAGUUUUAACACUGUACGCAUCCGUGUUGAUGAAGGAUCCUGUAUCGGUGGGCAAGGCUAAGAAUCUGCUCGAGAAGGCACUGUCCCAAGACGAAGUCUACUUAGCCGCAGUGUACCUACUCGCGGAGAUAUAUGAGCAGGAAAUGAACCUGGAGGCGGCCAUUGAAUUGCUCGAGAGGCAGGUGGAGAUCCAUUCCACCUGCAAGCUCCAUCAGACUUUGGGAGACUUGUGGGCGAGAGUGCACAACGAGGAAAAGGCUCUAGAUCAUUACGCCAUAGCCUUGAAUUUGGACCCAAGCAACAGGCGGGCUCUAGAGGGAAUGCACAGGUUGGACAAUUCUUCCAGCAAGUUGGACUCUGCUUACUACAUGACUGUCGGUGAGGAACAAGCGGAUACGACCUACGAUGUUGGUGACGGCUUACCGGACACGGACAACGACGAGGCACCCGAAGAGAGCGAGACCGAAGCCAUUUGGUCGGACAUGGACUUGGAGGCCAAUAGUCAAUAGUUCGUCACUGGAUAGGAAUAUAAUAAUAAAUGGAAGUCGCUGGAUCUUUUAGCUUCUAGUUAACGAACAAUUCCAAUCUCUUGGAAAAAGAACGUUGCAGGCAUUCAGCGUGAAAUGGAACGAGACUAGUGUCUGUGAUUCGAUAAAUUCGGUGGAAUGCAAUGAAUUGUACGCUUUUCUUUUUUUAUUUAUGGAAGAUAAUAAGAUUUGUUUCUCACAGUUGUGCUUUGUAAUAUUGUCAUUACGCAAACGAAACCCAGAAUUUAUAAAACUGUUUGUUGGACAAA